ACUAUUGCGAAAUUGUUGUGUUGUGCAGCAAGCAAGAGUGGAGUUGCCAAACUGUCAUUCCUCGCAUUUACUCGAGCCCCACUUUCAAUCAACAGCUUCGUUAUUUCCAUGUGACCUACCGUGGAAUAUAUAUUAGUGUGAGAACAUGUAUAGUGCUGAAACACGCACACGUCAAUUAGAUACUGUAAUUGGGUGAUCACGACAAGCGAGUCACAGAAAUUUACCUAACAGUAAUUAACUCGAUGUAACGACAACUUUCAGCACAUACAGUGUUCUACCAGCAUGGCGCUCCCGAUGUCUCCUGGCAUCCUUGCUGCUGUUUGUAUUUUAUCUGUUGAACUUGUCGUGAUCAUUGUGGUUAUAACAUUUCUACUGUGGAAGAAUCACCGAGGUACAAACAAAGGUCAUGAUAUUCCUACAAGUAACGAAGGAAAUUUUCAGAAUGACGAAUCUCUCCCUAUACAAAACACAGUUGCAAAAGAGGACGAACAGUCUAUUCAUCAAAUCGAGCAAGAGGUAGAAGAAAUAAAGGAAGAUCGGAUGAUCUAUGAAACUAGUUCCAAUACUGAUUCAAUUGAAAAGAAGCAACUCAGCAGCUCAUCUGACUUGCCUUGUACAUCAUCUGAUGAAGAUGACGGUACAUCACUACAUAGCGAUAAAGAACACACCGAGGAAGCUGAAGAAACGAAUCAAACGUGUGCUCUGGAAAUAGGAACUCUAGAAAACAGUCGAUUGCCAACUCCUCCACCCGAGGAAACAGUAAUAUCUGUACCCAUCAACAACAGUGCAGCACCGGAAUGUGAAGCAUUUGUUGCAACCCCACAUUUAGAUACACCGGGAUCAUCAGUUGAAGAAGAAACUGCUUCAAGUCCUCAAGAACCAAUCCCUAGAGCAUAUUCCGCAUGUGAUGAGAAAAAUAAAUACUCAGAAAAUGACACAAUGCCUCGGACGAAAUCCGAAACAAUCACACCGCUUGGGCCGAGUGAUUCAAUUGGUGGAAUAACAUUAUCAUUAAGAAUCGAUCACGGUAUUGCGCCAAUCUUUGAGAAAAGAGGAAUGGAAGAUAUUCAAAAUAAUCAAAGCUUACCAACGGCGAAUGAGAAACAAGAGGUUCCUAACAAAAUUGAAGUGAUAAGACGGUGUCACUCACAGCCACAAGAGGAUGAACAUGUUUUUUACGAUCCUUAUCAGAAAAAGUUCCUCAGUGUUGGAGAUCCCUCUGCAUCGUCGAGUAUAGACGAAGAUAUGGAAAGUUUAGAAGUCGCCAACGGAGAAGAAGCGAUAGCAGGAAUCAUAAACGUUACUUCUGGCGAUAAACUUACUAUUUGUCAAGCUGUGGAGAAAGGUUUAAUUCCCAAGAAAACUGCAAUAUCGUUGCUUGAAGCACAGGCUGCUACAGGUUGCGUUGUUAACCCCCGAAGUGGGGUUAAGCUUUCUGUCACGGACGCCGUGAAGUUGGGUAUAGUGGAUGAGCAUUAUAAAACGGCACUUAUCGCAGCAGAAGGAGCUUUUUACGGAUAUUUGGAUCCUAGAACAGGAGAGAGUAUUUCGUUAAACACGGCCAUGAAACGAGGUAUAUUUCCACGAGCCCAAGGUUUGCGAUUGCUUGAAGCGCAAGUGGCAACCGGUGGAGUUAUCAAUCCAUGGACAGGGAAACGUUAUUCACUUACAACAGCGGUCAGUAAAGGUUUAAUUGAUCAAGAGACUUCUGAUGUACUGAUGACAACUGAUGAUCAACAUGAUUUCUUUGAUCCCAACACAAAGACACGAUUGGGCUAUGCAGAUAUUCUCGGAAAAUGUAUUCGCGAUUUGGAUACAGGUCUUAAAUUUUUAUACAUCGAGGAAAAACCCAAAAACAAUUUAAAUCAAUAUCAACCGGACCUGUUGUCAUUCAGAAGUGCAUUUAGAAAGAAAGUAACAUUGCAAGAUUUAAUAGAUGCUGAUCUUGUUGAAGCACCUGUCAUUGAAGCCUUUCAAGCAGGUAAAAUUAACAAGGAGCAGUUAAGAGAUAUAUUCCAACCUAUUUUAGUUGGUUCGGACCCAAUUGGUGGUGUUUGGAACAGAACUACACAUAAGAUUUUGUCGAUAUCUCAGGCUGUGGAUGUUGGACUACUAAGGCGUGGGACAGCAUUAGAAUUACUGGAAGCACAGGCCGCGACAGGAAGCAUCAUAGACCCAAUGUCGGGUAAGAAAAUGUCAGUAAGUCGGGCAGUGAGCGUCGGGCUUGUUAACCGUCAGUUUGCUACAUCUUUGAAGCGUGCCGAGCAAGCGACCAUUGGCUACACGGAACCUGGCACAAACCGAUACAUAUCUUUGUUUGAAGCAAUGCAUCGUGGUGUGGUAAUUGAAAGUUAUGGAAUCCGUUUGUUAGAAGCUCAAAUAGCAACCGGCGGCCUCAUUGAUCCGAUAGCAGGAUACAGGAUACCUCCUCGUAUAGCAAUGCGACGAGGAUUGUUCGACGAACGUUUGGCGUCAAUUUUAUCAAAUACCAAUGAAAUAAAAGGAUACUACGACCCAUCGACAGAGAUGAACUUGACAUAUGGGGAGUUAAUGGCACGCUGCGUUCGAAAGAAACGUAAAUACGGGGAUUUGCUUUUAUUCCCGAUUAAAGACACAGCACCAAUGGCAUCUAUGCAGAAGGAGCCUUACAGAAAACGAAAAAUAAUUAUCGUGGAUCCCAAAACGAAGAGGCAUAUGUCAGUAAAUCAAGCGGUUAUGGCUGACGUAAUCGAUCAGGAAACGGCAGAGAAUUUGAAAACUAAAGAAAAGUAAAUUGGGGUGGCAGCUUCUUUUAACUAUGCUGUAUAAACCAACUUGAAAAAACAAACUGUAAAUAUUUUACUAAAGCUUUUUUUAACUUUCCGUUCUAUGAGUUUUUGCUUGUGAAAACUAACUACAUCCGUGUAUAGGCCUACGGAAAUGGAAUACAUGAAUUAAACGCAAUUUAUUCAAGUUUUUUCCCCACCCUAUAGGCCUUCUAUACGUAUGCUAUGUUAAAGAUUACGAAGUCAGUUUUUAACUUUCCAUAGCUCUUUGGCGCCACACAUUGACCGCUCUCACCAUUUCUAAAUAUCCAAGGCACUGUUGUUUUUGCAGUGUCUCUUUCUAUCCGGAGAAGCUUUGUUUAAGUACAUUUUGAAUGUUGAAUUAAAUAUGACCAUUACACAUAAACUG
This is a messenger RNA of Ciona intestinalis (vase tunicate), 3174 nucleotides long. The record is from RefSeq and is a predicted model, not a curated record. Lineage: Eukaryota; Metazoa; Chordata; Ascidiacea; Phlebobranchia; Cionidae.